Messenger RNA from Pyrenophora tritici-repentis Pt-1C-BFP, 1545 nucleotides. Its product is annotated as PotE, Amino acid transporter. The record is from RefSeq and is a predicted model, not a curated record. Lineage: Eukaryota; Fungi; Ascomycota; Dothideomycetes; Pleosporales; Pleosporaceae. Gene Ontology annotation, molecular function: L-amino acid transmembrane transporter activity. Gene Ontology annotation, biological process: amino acid transmembrane transport.
AUGGACCAAAGAGAGUUUGCAUCUGCCCAUGGCAACGUUCCCGCGCAACAUUCAUAUGAAUUCGACACCAAGCCCAACGCUUUUGAGACCAUACCCUUGUCCGCCCACCGACCCACGGUAGCCCUUGCAGCAGAUCCUACCCACGACCCGGAAGACCCUUUGCGACACAAGAACAAGAAUGACUCGGAGAAGUUUGAUUCGUCGUCAGAAUCCGACACACAUCUAGGCGACGUAUCAGACAUCCAGAAUGCGAGUCAACGACCAGACCCAGGCGAGAGCAAGAAGCUCAACUGCACACAAACUGUCAUUAUAUUCCUGACCAACGAGAUUGGUAUUGGUAUAUUGUCUCUGCCAGCCGCUCUCAACACGCUCGGGUUUUUUCCAGGUAUUGUGUGCAUCAUUGGUAUGGGUAUGCUCAGUCUGUACACUGCAUACAACCUCAUACAGUACUGGCGAAAGUACCCUUACAUGCUCAACAUCGUCGACUACGGCCGUGUCCUCGGCGGUCCCUGGGUCGAAUGUGUCUUUGCUGUUGGCUUUUUGAUCAACAUGGCACUUAUUAGCGCUUCGGCAGUCGUCACAAUCUCGAUCGGACUUAAUACUGUCAGCGACCACGCAACCUGCACAGUCGCCUUCACCGUCGUCGCCGCUGUGGCUAUGUGGGCAAUGUGCGUACCACACAGCAUGCGCUUUGUCUCCUGGGCAUCCUGGCCGUGCACCAUAUCCAUCAUUGCGACUGUCAUGGUUGUCAUGAUCGCCCUGGGUGUUCAGGGCCCUCGCAACCCUGAAGCACCUCUGAACCUCAAGGCUAUCGGAAGCCCAACAUUCACGCAAGCUGUCUCUGCGUUCCUCAACAUCGCUUUCGCUUUCAGCGGCAACCAAGCCUUCCCAACAGUCCUCGCCGAAAUGGAGAACCCCUCCCGCGACUAUCCUCGCGCCAUCACGAUCGAAAAGUGUAUUUCCACCACCAUCUACGUCAUUGUCGCUGCGGUUGUAUACUCGCUAUCUGGUGAGCAAGUCGCUUCGCCCGCCCUCGGAUCUCUGAAGACUACAAUGGCCAAGGUCUCUUACGGUGUCUCAUUCAUUGGACUUCUCGGAACCGGCUUAGUAUUUGGAAUGACAGCUGGACGCUAUCUCCAUGUCUAUUUCCUGCGCCUGAUUAGCGAGAGGAAGGCCAAGAAGAACGGCGCUACGACAGAGCUCUCUCCCAGCGUUCCGAAAAGCUCCCGUGCUCGACGUGCUUCUAUCACCAUGACCGACGUUGGCAAGAAGACAGAGCAGGCAGUCUGGCUCUUCGCUGUGACUCUUUUCUGGGUCGUCGUCUGGAUUCUCGCCAACGCCAUCCCGGUCUUCAACUCCUUGCUCAACAUUUCCGCUGCACUUUUGCUAUCAUGGUUCACCUGGGGUGUUACUGUACUUUUCUGGUUCCAUCUCAACUGGCACGGCAAGUGGCGUUCGAGCUGGAAGAAGCUUGCUACGGCUGCUUUCAACGUUUUCAUUAUGAUUGUGGUCUUGUUCAUGGUGGUUCCUGGAAUGUCUUGUUGA